Hippoglossus stenolepis (Pacific halibut) is the source of this 4556-nucleotide messenger RNA. RefSeq names its product transmembrane protein 91 (gene tmem91). The record is from RefSeq and is a predicted model, not a curated record. Gene Ontology annotation, cellular component: intracellular membrane-bounded organelle; membrane. The transcript has 4 exons. Lineage: Eukaryota; Metazoa; Chordata; Actinopteri; Pleuronectiformes; Pleuronectidae. Bases 1738 to 2475 code for a protein of 245 amino acids.
GAGGAGGAGGAGGAGAGGGAGGAGGUGCACAGAGCUGUAUUUUGGGAAGUCAGAGAAAAGCUGAGAGUGGCAGAAGAAAGUUGACACUGUGUGAGAUGCUCUGCGGCCGCAACAAGGAUUAAUGAGAGAGCUGCUCCCCGUGUGAGGAGGAGCAGAGAGCCAGGGGGUGGUGGGGGGGGCAGGAUGCGCGUGGAGCUGCGGUGCAGUGGGAAGGGGAGCGUGCGCGUUACCGCUGCCAGGCUGCACAGGUGAAGCUGGGGCAUCUUCACGCAUCCGCACAGCUCGAAACCGAGGGGAAGCCCGCAGGUUGGGUUUCCUCACCUCUACCAGGGAUACGUGCGAUCCGCUCAUCACACAAUUACGCACGCACUGCACACGCCCGCGCCGAAUUCCAGCAAAGCACCGCGCCAGCAGUGCGUAAAAGCGAUCCGUGCUGUGGAGGGUUAAAACUGGGGUUGUGGAUUUCCCCCCGUUUCUCCUCGGAGGAGUCGUUCCGAGGACAGGACAGGACGAGGAAGAGGAGGAGAGGAGCAGAGUUUCCGAUUUUAAGACUCCAUCGUCCUCAUCGGAGGAAAGUGGACCGCGAGCCACCCAACUGCUGCCGUGUCCUGAAUGAAACCCUCUUAAGGUGGAUGGGGGGGCAUUAAAAUUACAUGUCCCAGAGGACCCGCUGCUGCACCAGGCAGCAAACCCACCGGCCGUAAAUCAAGACCAGGCCACUUUGAUUUCUGCAUUAUCGCUUCCUGCCGCAGCAUCGGAGGAGCAGGCAUGUUUGCGGGCACGCUGACCUGCAGGCGUGCGCCAUAGGAUUCUAUUUCUGGAGCCUCGUUGCUUUUGCAGAUUAACUGCCCUCAAAUAUGGCCCCAAUCCGAUCACUGCGCCACUAGUUCCACUGCUGCUGGAGGUUGUGCAUAUUCAAGCUUCAAACCCCCCCCCCACACUGUGCAUCAGUCCAGUCAUCUGAAGUCCCCGAAGCCUUCGGUCUGUUUUUGAAAGCAGUGGCAGUGCAGUUUUCUUUUCAGUCUCACGAAAGGAAACAAACAAAAAAGAAUUAUAUGUCAUGACAGCUUGAAGUUUUUCUCCUUAUAGUUGUUGUCAUUGCUCAUUUCCAUCUGGAACCGUUGAAGGGGAAAGAUUGACAUCAGAAACUUUCACAAUAAGACUGGGUCACUGGUGAGAUGAAGACAUUUUCCACGAGUUCCUGAGGGCGGUCGCACCGAAAUCCCCGUGCCCGGUGUUUUCAUUAGCCUGUCGGGGGCUAAUCAGGGUCCUCUAUCAUCAGAAUUGACAUUUCCAUAUUGUAUGAGAGAGAAAGUAGCCGACAUUAGCAUAUUCAUGAACACUAACACUCUCAAUCAUGUGAAAUAGAAGACAAGGGGCAAACCCGGAGCCGUCAAGCCAUGAAACAAAUAGUUUGUGACAUGUGAGGAGAAGAGAUUCUUUAAUCCAGCAGCACAACUUCACAUCUGACGGCACACAGGGGCAGGCCACCGGCACAUCGAGGACAUUUCCCUCCGUCAUAAACCUGCCGUGUGUUGUAGGCCUCUGGACUAAGGCCUACGAUAAGACAAAAAUUAAAGAAUAGGAUUAAAGAUGGAUUACCAGUGAAACACUAAAACCAGCAAAGCAGCUGCCUUUGCGUAAGCCCAUCGAACGCUCUUCAGGGAGACCGAUUUGCAGAUUACAUUUGGUUGUUGAUGUGGUGGCCUCUUGUGUGGUCGGUAUUAAAAGAGAGGGAUGGAAAAUCUGGAUGAGCUGGAGCACCCUCUUCUGGGAGAAAACACCAACAACAGCCGGGCAUCAGCGCCGGGGCUGGGGCCUGGGACUGGACAGGCCCCUGGUGCCCUGUUCAAGGGCAUCUUGGUAAAGUGCGAGGAGGACCGGGCCUACCCGCCCUUAGCGUGGAGGAGCUACUGCGGACAUCCUCCUGAGCGUCAGCAGCAGCAGCUACUGGACCCUUGCUCGUUACCUCGCACACUGGAGUCUUUUUACCCACCGGCCCCCAUCUGGGGCCACACAGACUCCCUGCUCAGCAAAGACUACCUGGAGACCACGUUCGUGGACAUUCGGCCGGGCUCCACGCUGGAGAGGAAGCUGCUGGCCGAGGCGCAGGACUACCACAGCGCGUCCUACAGCAUGGAUGACGAGGACGACCUGCUUCCUGACUCCGACGACUCAUCCAUUGACGACUUCAGUGAUACGGACAGCGAGAGCAACUUCCCUCUGAUGAUCCCUCAGGACUACCUGGGUCUGGCCUUUUUCUCCAUGCUCUGCUGCUUCUGGCCCCUGGGCAUCGCUGCCUUCUACCUUUCACAGAAGACCAACAAGGCAUCGGCUCAGGGGGAUUUCCAGGGGGCCAACGCCGCGUCACGCCAGGCUCUGUGGCUCUCGGUGCUCUCCAUCGUGUUCGGCAUCAUAACGUACAUCUGUGCCAUCGCCGCGCUGAUUUCCUACCUGUCCGGAAAGCCGCCGUAAAAGCAGCUCCCGCACCAGGAUACGCCUCCCACACCUUUAAUGAAUAUCACCACACGUCACCUGUAAAAUAAUCUGAGUCUGUGUCUGUCAACCCCGUCUGCAGUCAUGUUUUAUCCACACAGAGCUGGAGUGUAGAUCAUCAUCACGUCUAAUGGGGUCAGGACAUAAGCUCAGAGGACGUUCCUUGCAUGUGAAGAAUAAUCACUGACCUUUACUCAGUAUCACUCCAUGUAGAAGAAUUCAGUCUGUAACUGUUGUUUAUUUUGUCACCCAAUGUCUUAAGUUACCAUACCUUUAAAUGUGUGCUGUAGUCGUCGUCCUACGUUGAGCAGAUGUCAACACAACACUACUUGAUAUCAGAGUCACAAAACAAUGGAUUCCUAAAUGAGGGGCAGAGGGAGAAACCAGGGGGACAACCGGCCCGAGAAGAGCUGAGUGGAGGACAGUGUGCGGCGAUGGAGUCCACAGAUUUUAUGAGAAGGUCGCAGCAAGGACGAGGAAGCGGCUAAAUCCUGGUGGACCUGAGCCAGCACUGUCGCUCGCAGGGGGAGAAGCUGGUGCCGUUGGCUGGCGUCAUUUUUAAAACCUACGACGGGCCGGAGGCAAUAUUCUUUGAGAGAACCUUGAAUUUUCUUUCCACGCCUCUGGCCGGAGAGCGAGGGGCCCACAGGACAACACUGCACACUGUACAUCCAUCUACCCUGAGUUCACAUGCAGCAUCGCUCACUGUGUUCCUGCAGAACGGACGGACUCUGCUUCGUUUAUGCCAAGUUGAAUAAGUAUCUUUAUGUGGAAAUACACUAAAGCUCUAAAUGAAAAACACAUAGUGCCGUUAUACAAGAAGAUAAAUAUAUAAACGAGGUGUGAAAAUGAAGGUUGUGGUGUGAACACUGGUGUUUAAGAUAUAGAAAUAAAGGAACUGACAGAAAGAUGCAGAUCUGCAAGAAAAAGUGCCAAAAACAUGGAAGAAACUCUGAGGAUGAUUCUUUUGUGAACUAUUCCAUUAAUAGACACAACCGGGCUGAUGCUCCCUAAAUAUAGAUUCAGCUAUUUUCUCCCCCCCGAAAAGAGGACGAGUCCUCCCGUUCCUGAAAUCCUUCUGGAACUCGCUUCUCGCUGUCUAACAAAAGUUAAAAAUGAACUCCUCUCCUCAAACGUGUGAAAACAAACCGGGUGACGCUUUGUUUGGAUGAGCAAGUAAAAAAAGUUGCUAAAAAAAAGUAGGACGACAAGUCGCGAGGUGCUCAGCCACGUGACGCAUGAGACAGCAAAAAGCUCAGUUUCCAUCACACCUGCAUGGUCAGUCUGUCAGUUUGCCAUGUGCACACCCGAGCUUCAACCACCUCCUCGAGUAUUUGGUCCUGAAUCACUGAAGGAGCAGCUUUGAUAAAAGAAAAGAAAAUUUAAAACCUCUAGCCAUAUUGGUUUGAGCUUAAAUGUGCCAUUUACAACAAAAGAGGGAACUUCAAAUUAAUAUUUUAAAAAGUGUCUGUAAAUUAAAAGUUGACAUUUUCUAUGUAGAUGUUUAGUUUUUAUAGAGUCCACAGCUGAACUAGAACCAAUUCAAAUCACCACAUUACUAUGUUUCCUGCAAACUGAGCAUUGAAUCAUGACUGAGCUGAUUAUCAUCACGUGUGAUAUCUGUGUCUAACCAUUGUCCGGAGUCCACACACGGCGUCUUCGUACAGUUCUGACUUCCCCCAACCGUCCUCCCUCGCCACUGCACAUUUACAUCCAUGAUAAAAAACUGACCCACCAUGAGUUGUUCCAGCUGAGUUAACACAUCGAGUGAUUUGUACGGGAGCAUUUAACAGGGACUUGCUUUGACUGAUCACACUGGUAUUAAACGGGGUCCGGUCCGAUUUGUCUCACUUUGUGUCACUUGUACAAACAACGACUGGACGCAGCUAAGUGGACGAGUCACAGGAGUCGAUUAAGGUCAAAGGUUGUGGAGAAUUGAGAUUUAUUAAUACAGGAGAUGUUCAAUUCUUUCCCAGUUCCCCUUCUUGUAUGACAUGUAAAUAUUAAACUGAUAGAAAAAAAAACAAUGAAUCCUAAUAAAUGCACUUGUUUGACAUUUA